Molecule: messenger RNA, 1814 nt
Organism: Condylura cristata (star-nosed mole)
Lineage: Eukaryota; Metazoa; Chordata; Mammalia; Eulipotyphla; Talpidae
Gene: TTI2
Product: TELO2 interacting protein 2
Exons: 8
Coding region: 201-1727 (508 amino acids)
Cellular component (GO): nucleoplasm; centrosome; cytosol
Source: RefSeq, a predicted model, not a curated record
AUAACCGUUGGGCGACGCGGGCUGUGGAUCCUCGUGGAGAAGUCGGUGCUCUGUGUUUGUGUUUCAGUUCUUAAACUAUCGUUUUUGUUGUUUUAGUCUCCACAAAGUCAGUUUCGCCCCGUCACUGUCUGAAGCGAAAGCCUGCUGGCCUCCCGCCUUGUCCCCGGGGGAGACGGGUCCUGGCCUGCCGCGGUUUGAGGAUGGAGCGCGACUUCUUUCGCGAAUUCCAGCCGUUCGAUGACUCUCCGAGGUGGAAAGAGCUGCUUUCCCCCGCCCUCGUGCAGGCUGUGUCCCAAAUCUUGCACCGUUUUGCCAUCCCGGAGUCUCGCCGGGGCAAGACCAGAAACACAGUUCUUCAGGACCUGAGUGCGCUAUUGGAGACGUCAGAAUUUAAUUUGUUAUUUGUGGGGCGAGACACCCCGCACUGCGGAACGCCGCAGAUGCUAGGGCAGGUGGCGGGCGCGCUGGCGAAGUUCGCAUCCCCGCCCAGGGAGCCGGGCGGUAGGGGCGACCGACAGUCCGAAGUGGCCGAGAAAGCGGCAGAAGUUGGGCUGCUCUUUGUCAAACUGCUGGGGAAAGUCGAGGCUGCCAAGAAUUCCUUUAGUCGCCGAGCCUGGAAGACCGGCCUCCAUUACUUGGCAGGCUCCUGCUAUAUAUUUGCCGUCACACACACCCUGGAGCAGCCGUGGACCAGCCCGAGCUCUCAGGACGCUGCCGGCGAGGUGCUCAGUGCCCUGCUCCGAGUGAGCGAGUGCAGCUCGGUGUCGGGAUUCCUGCGUGGAGAAAGGCGGGGAGAGAAGGGGACGCUGGGCGUGGUCCUGGACCUGCUCAGACCGGACCUCAACAAGGAAUCUUGGAAGAAUAAUCCUGCCACCAAGUAUGUUUUCUCAUGGACUCUGCAACAGGUCACUCGACCCUGGCUGAACCAGUAUCUGGAAAGGGUACUUCCAUCAUCAUUGCUCAUCUCAGAUGACUAUCAGACUGAGAACAAAGUCCUGGGUGUACACUGCCUCCAUCACAUUGUGCUGAAUGUGCCAGCUGCUGAUUUGCUCCAGUAUAACAGGGCCGAAGUGCUGUACCAUGCCCUUUUCAACCACCUCUACACACCCGAGCACCUCCUCGUUCAGGCUGUGCUCCCCUGUUUGCUGGAUUUAUUCCCUGUCCUGGAGAAACCGAUGCACUGGACAGGAGAGGCAGCUCGGCACAGCACACUCUGUGAUCAGGUGCUGCAGCUGGUCCUGACCCACAUGGAGCCAGAACACCGCCUGCUUUUACGUAGGACCUAUGCAAGAAACCUCCCAGCUUUUGUGAAGAGGUUGGGAAUCCUAACUGUCCGGCACAUGAAGAGGCUGGAGCGAGUCAUCAUUAGUUAUCUGGAAGUUUAUGAUGGACCAGAGGAAGAAGCAAGGUUGAAGAUACUGGAAACCCUCAAGCUUCUCUUGCAGUAUACUUGGCCCAGAAUCUCCUGUAGACUUGUGGUCUUACUGAAAGUGCUCUUGAAACUGGUAUGUGAUGUAGCAAAGGAUUCAAGCCUCACACCAGAGCCUGUCAAGAAUACCUUAUUAGAGAAGGCAACAGAAUGCAUGAUUCUGCUGGACCGCUGUUCUCAAGGACAGGUCAAGGGUCUCUUGGCCAAAAUUGCUGAAAGCUGUGAUGACAGCACAGUGGUGAACUGUAUCAUAAGAGUGCAACAGGCUUCUGAAGACAUUCCCUCCCAUGGAACUUAAAAUUAGUACCACUUCCCUAAAGAGGAAAAGACUUUUCCAUUCCAAUUGUAUAAAUGGAAUUAUUUAAGGAAAGAGGUAUUUUUACAC